Messenger RNA from Anopheles darlingi, 2179 nucleotides. RefSeq names its product insulin-like growth factor-binding protein complex acid labile subunit. Gene Ontology annotation, molecular function: protein binding. The record is from RefSeq and is a predicted model, not a curated record. Lineage: Eukaryota; Metazoa; Arthropoda; Insecta; Diptera; Culicidae. The transcript has 2 exons. The coding region runs from base 95 to 1822 and encodes 575 amino acids.
CAAUCCGAAUCGGGUCAUCUUGGUUAGUUCGCAUCGAGCAGUGAUCCAGUACAGUUUGACCAAACAUCCUUUUCAGUCCCGCGUCGCCACCGUGAUGGCUCAUCGUAAAGGCGUACUAGUGGGAGUAGCCAUUUUGGCUCUUUGUGUGGCUGCUGGUUCCACCUCAAUGAGUAUGUGCCAAUGUAGCCUCACGCACAGCUGCGUCAUUGGUAACGUUAACGGUGUACAGCUUAGCACCAACGCCAUGCAAUGCUCGCUCAAUCAGACCGACAUUAGCGAUCUGCUGAUCGUGCGGUACAACGACACCGUACUGCGGGCGGAUGCGUUCGGGCCGUUCGUCAAUCUGACGAUGCUGGAGAUUUUCCACGGCUCGAUGGCGGUGAUAGUGCCGGGUGCGUUUGCGAAGGUGCCGAACAUGUUAAAGAUCGUCAUCCAGCAUAACAAACUGGUUAUCGUGGAGGACAACACGUUCGCCGGAUUGGACGAGCUGCGGCUGCUUUCCUUGGCGUUCAACAAUCUGACGAGCAUUAGUGCGGGUGCGUUCGCAGGACUCAAGAAUCUCAGCUACCUCGUACUGACGGGCAACUCCCUGACCCACUUGCCCGCGCCUCUCUUCGAGCCAACACCGAAGCUGAUGACGAUCGUUAUGAACCACAAUGAGCUAGCCUACCUGCCGGCGCCCCUGUUCGACCCAUUGAGCUACAUAUCGCGACUGGACUUGUCGUACAAUCAGCUGCAAACCUUUAAGUUCCCAAAGCUGAACGUAACGUUGCUGACGGUGCAGAACAACUCGUUGACCGAGCUCGCCCUUAACGACCACGUGGUUUACUUGAAGGCGGAACAUAAUCAAAUCUCGAGUCUUACUGGAACCGGCACUAACCUGACAACACUCUUACUCAAUGACAAUGCGAUCACGGAUGUGACGCCUCUGUUGGGUAUGAAGAAGCUGACGAAGCUAUCGCUCAACGAUAAUCCACUUAAGCCGUCUACGGUGUUUAACGGUUUCGAUGGGCUCCACCAGCUGAUGCUCAGCAACACAAGCAUUCAGUUAACCGAGCAAACGUUUGCCAAUCUAUCGCAUUUGGAGCUGCUGGAUCUGUCCUACAAUGGACUUACCGAGCUUGAUUUCCACUUGUUCUCCUCACUCAUCGAUCUCGAGAUACUGAUCGUGGCCUUCAACAAAAUCGAAACAAUUAACUUCAUCGAGCUGCGCGAGAACUUGCCCAAUCUACAUGUGCUGGAAAUUUGCGGUAACGGUUGGAACUCAACCUACCUCAAGACCGUCUUGACUCACAUGCGCCGGUAUCAUCUUUCGGCGGACAUGCAGGGACUGUCCUCAUUCUUCCUGUUCUCGCCCAUGUUCGUUGAGCUGUGUUCUACGGCACCGACCCCCACCCCGACCUCGGACGAGGACGAUAGCCUGUACUCGGAGGAUAUUAUCGAUAAGGAUUUCCAAGAGUUCUACCCAACCACACCGGAACCGAGUACUACCGAGAAGAUCUUGCGCACGAUGCUCUCAACCAGCAAGUCCGUCAUGCCCGAAGCCUCUACCCCGAAGUCGAUGUUGCGCAAGCAAGCCAUCGCUCUGCUUGAAACCGACGCGGACAUGGGACCCGCGGGUGAUGGUGCUCCGGUGCCACCGAACCCACAGCCGACAUCCGCCUCGUCGCCGCUCAUGAUGACCUUCCAGGUGUUUGUCUAUCUGUUUGCCGUGUUCGGUGUAGUGAGUCUAGCCGUGCUCGGUUACUAUAUGCGCCAGCGUCGCUUUGACGUGCGUCGCAUAUCCCCGAUGGACAUUCCCGACUCGGUUCGGUUGGUAUAAGAAGAUGAGAAUUAGUCACAUCGAUGGUAGGCACAAACACGCUGGAACCUAUCUAUACCUAGCGAUCCAAUGGCGCGAGAUGAAGGUUGUUCAGGAUUUGCUCGUAUUCACGCUCUAGAGAGAUAAGCAGCAUCCGCCCAGCCCAGUGUUCGCCAAUCGAAAAACCUUACAUUUUGUUACAACCCAAUAAUGUAUUUAAUCAUCUGUUUGAUUUUGAACCUUUUAAUGAACCCCGUAAUGUGGUGGUGACGUGGUGCAACAGUGUCCCUCGUCAGUGUGUGGGGCAGCUUUCCGUGGUUAUUCCAACAUGUAAUCUCAAAUACUCUCGUGUUGUUAAAAAUCAUCAAUAAAGUUUCA